CAUUUUUGCUAAUUCUUAGCAAAGCACCAGAAGAACCCAAUUUUACCAUCUGCUUCCCAGUGAAGCUAAAUGGAUCCUUCUAUUUCCAUCUCACACUCCCCCACCCCUGCCUCCCCCCACACCCUCCCUCUCUUCCCCAACCACUCAUUCCCGUCCUCCUCACCCUCCCUACCGCCUUCCCCGAGCCUGGCCUCCACCAUCCUCUUCUGCUCGGUGCUCUCCCUCAUGUCCCUCCUGGGCAUCGCGGGGAACGUCUACACCCUAGGCCUCUUGCUGGGCCGGCGCAAAGGGAGGAGACGUAGCCGAAGCAGGUGCUGCGUUGGCUGGCUGUGCCUUUCGCCCUCUUCCCCGUGCUCCCCUUCCUCCUCGCUCUCCCCUUCUUCGUCCUCCUCCUCCUCCUCUUCCUCAUCUCUCUACCUCCAGGUCUUGAGCCUAGCCCUGGCCGACCUCCUCUACCUCUCCACGGUCCCCUUCAUCGUGUACGACAGCCUGGCAGCCGACUGGGCCUUCGGGGAGCUGGGCUGCCGGCUGCUGCUCAGCCUGGACCUGCUCACCAUGCACGCCAGCAUCUUCACCCUCACGGCCAUGAGCCUGGACCGCUACCGGGCCGUCGCGGACCCGCUGACGGCCUCCUCCUCCCCGUCGCCGGGCCUGCUCCGGGUCGCCCUGGCCUGGGGGCUGGCGCUGGCUCUCAGCCUCCCCAUGAUGAUCACCCUCCACCUGGAGGACGGGGGCAACCAGGAGGGCCAGCUGUGCGUGCCGGCCUGGGACGAGCAGAGCUCCAAGGUCUACAUGAGCGUGCUCUUCUGCACCAGCAUCCUCGGCCCGGGACUGGCCAUCGGGGCCUUGUACGCCGCCCUGGGUCGCCUGUAUUGGGUCUCCCAAACCCAGCCUCCAUGGGCAAGCACAAGCAGCACGUAUCCUGCUCGUGCCCCCCGCCCCAAAGUCUUGCUCUUGAUCCUGGGAAUAGUUCUGGCCUUCUGGGCCUGUUUCCUCCCCUUCUGGAUCUGGCAGCUGCUGCCCCUGUACCGGCCGGAGGUGCUGAGGUCCGUCCCCACCAGCACUCAGGUUACCGUCAACAGGGUCCUCACGGGGCUCACAUAUGGGAACUCCUGCGUCAACCCCUUCUUCUACACCCUUCUCACCGGCAAACGCAAGAGCAGUCGCUCCAGGCAGACUCUCACCACAGGCGGUCUCACGUCAGGGGCCCAGCUGUCCCACAAGAGGAAGCCGAUCCACUAGUGCCCAAGAUUGAGGCACAACUUCAAACCAGGUGCUGAUUUGGUGCCAUCGUGUUCCAGCUGCUCAGUUGUUCUAGAAUGUUCUCAUAAUCCCGUGACGGUCUCUCACUGUAGGAACUCAUGGAUGCAAUCUGGACUAAUGCAACUUCUUUGCCAGCAGGUAGACUUUUAGAAUCUGCAUAUAGACUUUUUAAAACUAUAUAUAUUUCUUAAUGUUCCUCUCUGUUCCCCUCUAUGGCACUAUGGCUUGGAUGAACACAGAGACAAUAUGAAAACAGAUAAUUACAGAAAUGCCAUAGUUAUGUCCAGCCUUCCCUCUAUCCCUAACAUCUUGGAUCAGAUUUACAGUUCCUUCUCUGAACUAUGAAAGUACUUAUUUACAUAACUACCCACAAAUGUAGUAAAUAAGACAGAAUACACAUUAAUGAAGACUGUCAUACUAAUGCAACAACUGACCACUUUUACUGUGCCACUACAAGACUGAAAACCCCUUUGGAACAUUACUCAGAUUGUUUACUUCUGAAUGUCCCACCAUAGGACUGAUUUGUCAUUAUUACAUAAAAA
This is a messenger RNA of Anguilla anguilla (European eel), 1805 nucleotides long. RefSeq names its product urotensin-2 receptor. Gene Ontology annotation, cellular component: membrane. The record is from RefSeq and is a predicted model, not a curated record. Gene Ontology annotation, molecular function: urotensin II receptor activity. The coding region runs from base 70 to 1242 and encodes 390 amino acids. Lineage: Eukaryota; Metazoa; Chordata; Actinopteri; Anguilliformes; Anguillidae. Gene Ontology annotation, biological process: neuropeptide signaling pathway. The transcript has a single exon.